Molecule: messenger RNA, 1719 nt
Organism: Vanrija pseudolonga
Lineage: Eukaryota; Fungi; Basidiomycota; Tremellomycetes; Trichosporonales; Trichosporonaceae
Product: putative flap endonuclease 1
Exons: 6
Coding region: 1-1719 (572 amino acids)
Cellular component (GO): nucleus; cytoplasm
Molecular function (GO): 5'-flap endonuclease activity; 5'-3' exonuclease activity; DNA binding
Source: RefSeq, a predicted model, not a curated record
AUGGGCGUGCAGGGCCUCAUCACUUGGGUAAAGAAGACACGGCCAGAGCUCCUCACUUCCCUGCCAGAGCGCUACGCAUCCCCUACCAUUAGCGGCAAGCGCAUCGCACUAGAUGCAACGCUCAUCACCAACAAGUUCCACUUUGCCGACAAGUCAGGUGGCCAGAGCCGGCGGGCAGCCCUGCACGGAUGGUACGGGCUCAUCAAGCAGAUGCGCGCGCAGGGCGUCCUCCCCGUCGCCGUGUGGGACGAGCGCGGAGACCGCGAGUGGAAGGCGCCCGAGGCGCGCCGCCGGCUCCAGGCCCGCGCGCUCGUGUACGCCCGCCGGCUGCACGAGGACCGCCGGCGCGCACGGCUCGACCGCCUGCUUGUCGAGUUUGAUCUGCUCGCGGGGCUGACGGCGCAAGAGAAGGCCGUUGUCCAGCGGGGCUGGGCCACGGGGUUCGCGCCGUCGCCGUCGUCCCAUGACCCAGCGGCGGCGAUCAAACCCCACCUGGAAAGCAGCACGAUCAGCUCCCAGUUGCCGGGCGCGUCCGCACCCGGCCCGGCUGUGCUAUCGCCCCAUGCCAUGGUCACCGCGUUUGUCAGCGGGCGCACGGCGGCCCAGCUCGCCCGGCUCCACGCCCUGCGGGAAGACUACGCCGCGGAACUGAACCCCGAGGCGAGGGAGACGUUACUAGAAGCGUACGACAGCGAGACGGCCGCGAUCCAGCAGAUCGGCGGGCCGUGUGGCGAUAUCGGCCGGCUGACCGGCACACUCGCCGACGCGGACACGGAUGUCAUCGACGCGCGGUUCGAGAGCCUCGCCCCGGCCACAGCCUACUCUGAGACGCCACGCCAGCAGGCGCUGACCGACCAGGAGGGGGAGGUGUGGGCGAACUUGUUCGCCACUGAGCCUGCCUUGUCCCCCGCCGCACUGCGCACCGCCACCAAGACCACGCGCCGCAUGCUCACACAGGCGUCCACCGUCGCGGGGACGUAUGCGCGUGCGCUCAACUGGCCCCUCGCCGACGACCACCAGGCGUGCUGCGAUCUCCUCCUGCUUAUGGGCGUGCCCGUGCUCACAGCCAAUAUCCCGUACGAAGCGGAGGGGCUGGCGGCCGCGCUGGCGAACGCCGGAGCGGUCGACUACGUGGGGUCAGAGGACUCGGACGUGGUGGUGUACGGGGGUCCGCUCCUCCGCAACGUUGCCACCGCGUCCGAACCUCUUGUUCUCGUCUCCGCGGGGCUCGACACGGCGCUCGGCCUCCCCCGAGCGGCAUUUAUCGACUUUUGCAUCCUGCUCGGGACGGACGCGAGCCCCCGCAUUCCAGGCGUGGGGCCGGCGCGCGCGCUGCCCUUGAUCAAGAAGUAUGGUUGCAUCGAGGGCAUGCUGGCCGCCGAGCCCGAGAUCGCAGAGCGCAUCGACGACCUCGAUGCGUUCCUGCAGCUCGUGGAGAACGCUCGCGUGCUCUUCACCACUGUCCCGCCCCUGCCGGACGGCAUCGAGUUUCAGCAGGGCGCGUACGACGAGGCCGAGGUACUCGAGUGGCUGCGGGAGAACGGCGUCGUCGAGCCUGACCGCCCGGCGCGCACGUGGUCCUGGUCCGCGCCCAUCGAGGAGAUGCCAGAGCACAAGAAACACGAGACUUGGGACGAGAGCUGGGCCGUGCCGACCGAGUCACGGCGCGAGCCCGUCAGCUGGGAAGAGAUGGACGCGGCGUUGGCGUCACACAGAUAG